CUUAUAGAAGGUGUUUAAUUUUUUUUCAACUCCCGCGUCUAGGUUAAGGGUUUUUAAAACAUACUUCAUCAAAAAAGCUUAGGGUUUUGAAACAAGACAAAGAGCCGCCCGUCGACUGAUGUAAGGUUUCACGCAGCGAGGAAGCCUCCCAAGUCCGGACGAUGCAACUCCCCCAUUUUCACAUCUCGCCAUUAUCCCACCUCCACGGUUUCUUGAUUUGGGCCUUUCAUCUCCUUCGCUCGGCGCUCGGGACUCGUUUUUCCAACCGCAUCGGAGGCUCGUGAGCAGAGCACUGAAAUGAAGGUCUUCGUCAACACCAGGAGCGGCAGAGAGCUCAUCAAGGGCGGACUUGACCUCAGUGAUUUUGCUACAGUUUCUGAUCUGCAGGAGCAAAUUCAUAGACGGACCAAGAAAUACUAUUCAUCCAGACAGAGAGUUGCUCUCCCUCUCGCGCGCGGCUCUACUCAGAAGCCAACUGUUCUUCACUAUCAAAAGAGUCUAAAAGAGUAUACUGAUGGGAACACAAAUGAGCUUACUGUAGUUUUCAAGGAUCUGGGACCACAAGUCAAAUACAGCACUCUCUUCUUCUGGGAGUACUAAAUACCCCCGAAGGUGGGUAAUCAUUCCUUUAAAAAAGAAGAUACAACUACGACAUUAUGCCCACGAUGAAAUAGUCAUUUUUUUAUUAGAGAUUACAAUUGCAAUAAGUUUAUACUAGUAUUUGAACAGGUUCUUUGAGCUUUUCAAGUGUAAUGCUUGAGUUGUACAGAAUUGGGUCAGGGCGGCUUACAUAUUACUCAUUAAUUUCUAGACUAUAUAUUUUUAGUAUGAAUUAGAAAUUUUUAUUAUGUAGCAAAUUUAAAUAAAAACAUUACAUUUAAA
Molecule: messenger RNA, 882 nt
Organism: Cuscuta europaea
Lineage: Eukaryota; Viridiplantae; Streptophyta; Magnoliopsida; Solanales; Convolvulaceae
Source: the annotation of a GenBank genome assembly